CUCUUUAUGUUGGCUGUGAGGAGGAGGAAGAGACACAUCCAGUCCUGUCAGAGCAGAGAGCAUCACACUCCCUGACCGGACUCCAAGCAGCCCGACGUUCCCUGAACGCCUCAUCAGUUCACUGCAUUCACUCUGCACCCGAUCCAGCAGCUGAUCCAGCCUUCAGACAGGAGAAGAAGAGACAUCAGGGGGGCCAGAGAGUCCGACCAGCAGGCAAGCUGCGGCUGCAGGUGGAAGAAGAGCGGGCGAUGCACCAGCCAAAGCCAGAGGUCAAGAAGAAAAGAGCCAGAGUGGUGAAAAGGUAGAGCGACAAAGAGGAGGGUCAGCCGUGAUCUGAAGCAGAAGCGAUGUGAACAGGAGGAGGCGGCGAGAAACAUAAGAAAUGCUCUCAGAGAUCAUGUGUAGGAGGAUCUUCCAGCAGCAAAGGCGGCAGGACGAGAAGCUGAAGGACGUCGACGUCCGCAGGAAGAGCGGCGAGACGCCUGGCUGGACGGCCGGCUGGACCAAGAGCUGCAGCGGCCGCCUGCAGAGCCGGAGGCAGGGGGGGCGCAGGGCGCGCCUGCCCCGCCACAAGCCCCGCCCCCAUCGCCCGCAGCGCCCCCGCAGGCCGCUGCGGUCCCUGCGUCCGGUCAACAUCCAGGGUAAGGGGGCCCGGGGCAUGCAGGCCCCCCAGAACACCAACCAGUUUCUGAUGCAGGAGAAGUACCAGAUGCAGCAGCUGCGCUCCGACUCGGUGGGUGGCGACAGCGGCUGCAGCUCCGACAGCGACCUGGAGCUCACCGACAUGGACUCAUACCUGGGCGUCCUGGAGAACGCCAGAGGCGGCCUGUUGGACGGCCCCGAGCCGCUGCCGUCGCCAGGACCACCGGGGCCGCGCAUCUUCCUGCAGGAAGACAGCAUCCAGUACGUCCCCUCGGAGGACGACUUGCAGCUGAGCCACAACUUCAUGCAGAGGGACUUUGCUCAGUUCUGCGACUUCCUGGCAGCGUGAGGACGACCUUGUGACCGUAGGAGGCGCUGUUGCAUUUUAACGCAAUGCUUAAAAAAAGGGGGGGAUCAAAAGAAUAAUAAAAUAAUAACAAUAAUAUCUGAUCACUAAUAUUAUGACUACCUUUGGAAAUAUUUACAUAGAUCUGUCACAAAAAACAAUUUUUCUGGAUGAUAAAUUGUCCUAGAAGUUAUUGCAAUAAACAAUAAUAUUGUUGUCAUAAAACCAUUUUUAAGUAUUUUAUUGCUAAUGGUUUAAUAAUGCAAGGACAAAUUCUCAAAGAUUAAAUUCUAAUGAAUAUUUAACACCUGAACUGAAAGACAUUUUAAAUAUCCAAAAUAUACAAAUAUAGCAUAUAAAAUAAUUUAUGAAGUGUGUGAAAAAUAUUGUCCUUCACAAAAGGGCCAGUUGAGACCAAAGACUUUUGUCACCCAGUGUUUGAAAAGAGAAAAACAAUAAAUCAAACAAAUUGAAUAUUAAUUUAUUGUGUGAUAAAUUGAUUUAUUGCAACACAAAACAAUUAAAUACUUGAGUAGUAGAGUUUAGUAUUUUACAAUAAGUUUCUGAUAAGAGCUUUCAUAUUCAGUGACUGUAUAUAUUAUAUAUUCCCUGAUGGUCAUAAUCUUUGUGGUCAAAUGUUACUUUUGGUUCUUUUUUUGUUUUAUUUUUCCUUUUGCGUUUGUUUCUAUCCGCCCUGCAAACGAUAUGUUUGUGUUAAAAUGCAACAGCUCCUCUUAUGGUCACAGAAUAUGUUGUAACACCGUCCAGUUUACAGAAUCUGACCGGACUCUAACCGAACCGAACCAAGAUGGACCUGAGUUAUUGUUUUCUACCAUUUUUAUUUGUGUUUCUCCUGUCUUUGCUGUGGACAUUCGGACAUAAACGUCUCCGGUCUCUGAGGCGUCUCUGUCUCUUGCUGUUGAACACAAAAAGAAAUGGUGGGCAUGAGCCCCAACAGCCAAUCAGCAUCCAGCUGGCCAGAUCAGGCUCAGAUGAUUGGCCGAUGAGAACUCUGUGACGCUUUUUACUGUAUGCAGAAUGGAAAUAAAUAAAUGUUUGCUAUUA
Molecule: messenger RNA, 2053 nt
Organism: Gambusia affinis (western mosquitofish)
Lineage: Eukaryota; Metazoa; Chordata; Actinopteri; Cyprinodontiformes; Poeciliidae
Product: coiled-coil domain-containing glutamate-rich protein 1
Exons: 1
Coding region: 383-991 (202 amino acids)
Source: RefSeq, a predicted model, not a curated record